Molecule: messenger RNA, 402 nt
Organism: Brugia pahangi
Lineage: Eukaryota; Metazoa; Nematoda; Chromadorea; Rhabditida; Onchocercidae
Source: the annotation of a GenBank genome assembly
AUGUAUGAUAAAUAUAAAACUGGAAUUGCAGUAUGCGAUAAAUUAAAUUGCGAAAUCAUGCAUAUCGCGAUGAAAGAAAACUGUAUUGGUGAAUUCCGAGGGAGUAUGAACGCACCGAACGCUGGAGAAAAUAUUUUCACACUGAAGAAAGAAAGCAAAGAGAUGUUAUUUGGAAUGUCUCUGUCCUUUAACUUAAUGUUGUUUACAAUAAAUAGGGCAAAUUAUGGAGCAAGAUUACAAUUCCCGAACGCUACCCAAACGCUUACAAGUCUCGGGCAAAUCUACCAGCUAAUGGGGACAAUUACGCCGGAAAUGGAGCCGGAAUGUUUGAUGUAUCACACAGAUGGCAUACGGGCCGGAAUGAACGGGAUCGCUAUGAAAAAGUGUGAUCCAAGAGUGUGA